Molecule: messenger RNA, 2616 nt
Organism: Poecilia latipinna (sailfin molly)
Lineage: Eukaryota; Metazoa; Chordata; Actinopteri; Cyprinodontiformes; Poeciliidae
Gene: rapgef2b
Product: Rap guanine nucleotide exchange factor 2b
Exons: 15
Coding region: 262-2058 (598 amino acids)
Molecular function (GO): protein binding
Source: RefSeq, a predicted model, not a curated record
AUAGUCGGUGGCAGCGGGGACCGCUGUUGGCAGCCGGUUUCGGGUUGGGCAGCAGAGAGGGACAGACACCCCGAGGAGACCGCUCGGCUGUCUGGCUCCAGUCGUGGCCUGGCUUGGGGCACUCCCAGCUCCGGACCACAGCCAACAAGAAUAAAGUACAACAAAACAGAGGCCUACGUCUGUGCAUAUACAUCGCCUCUGGAUUCCUAUAAAGUGAUUUUCAAGAAUAAGAAACUGCGCUACACGCCGCCUUCCAAGACAAUGGCGUCUUAUGUGGAUAACCGCUUUCGGCAGGCUGUGAUGAUGAAUCCGUCUGAACGGACGCAACAGGACCUGGAGAUUGUUUACUCGUAUCUCCAUGGGAUGGAGGCUCUGUCCAACCUGCGGGAGCACCAGCUGAGAAUAAUGUGCGAGACGGUGCGAUACGAGAGACACGAGGCCAACGAAGUGCUUUACUACCCGGAUGAUGUGGGAAGCUGUUGGUACAUCCUGUUGUCAGGCUCGGUUUUCAUCAAGGAGUCCAUGUUUCUCCCAAGAAGCAGUUUUGGGAAGCGAUCAGCAGGCAGCCUGCGGCGUGGAUGUGAAUGCAUCGUCCUUGAACCCUCAGAAAUGAUUGUGGUGGACUAUAUGGAUGAAAAUGAGGAGUACUUUCAGCGACAAGCCUCGCACCGACAGUCCCGGCGGCGCUUUCGGAAGAUCAACCAGAAAGGCGAGCGACAGACUAUCAUCGACACGGUGGACCCGUACCCCACUGGAAAGCCGCCCGUAGCCCGGGGUUACCACACGGAAUGCAAUAAACCGAAGAAGCUCCCUGCAGACUUCAGCAGACUACACCUGGCCGACGGCUUACACCCACAGGUGACCCACGUCUCGUCCAGCCACUCAGGAUGUAGUAUCACCAGUGACUCUGGAAGCAGCAGCCUGUCAGACAUUUACCAGGCCACAGAGAACGAGCCAGGCGACAUGGACCUGAGCGGCCUGCCCGAGACCGCCGUGGACUCCGAGGAGGACGAUGACGAGGAGGACAUCGAGCGAGCCUCCGACCCCCUGAUGAGCCGGGACAUCGUCCGGGACUGCCUGGAGAAGGACCCCAUGGACCGGACGGAUGAUGACAUAGAGCAAUUACUGGAGUUCAUGCAUCAGCUGCCAGCGUUCGCUAACAUGACCAUGUCGGUGAGGAGGGAGCUGUGCGCGGUCAUGGUGUUCGCCGUGGUGGAGCGAGCCGGCACCAUCGUUCUCAAUGAUGGAGAAGAGCUGGACUCAUGGUCGGUGAUCCUGAACGGCUCGGUGGAGGUGACCUACCCUGACAGCCGGACAGAGAUGCUGUGCAUGGGGAACAGCUUCGGUGUGUCUCCAACCAUGGAGAAGGAAUUUAUGAAAGGCGUCAUGAGGACCAAGGUGGACGACUGCCAGUUUGUAUGCAUAGCCCAGCAGGACUACUGCUGCAUCCUCAACCAGGUGGAGAAGAACAUGCAGAAGGUUGAGGAGGAAGGAGAGAUCGUCAUGGUGAAGGAACACCGUGAACUGGAUCGUACUGGCACCAGGAAAGGACAUAUUGUCAUCAAGGGCACGCCUGAGCGUCUCACCAUGCACCUGGUGGAGGAGCACUCAGUGGUGGAUCCUACCUACAUCGAGGACUUCCUGUUGACCUACAGGACCUUCCUCUCCAGCCCCAUGGUCGUGGGAAAGAAGCUCCUGGAGUGGUUUCACGACCCAAGUCUCAGGGACAAGGUUACACGGGUAGUCUUGCUGUGGGUAAACAAUCACUUUAAUGACUUCGAGGGAGACCCUGCCAUGACCCACUUUCUGGAGGAGUUUGAGAGCAAUCUGGAGAAGGAGAAAAUGUGUGGGCACCUCAGACUGUUAAACAUAGCGUGUGCUGCUAAAGCCAAGCCGCGGCUGGUGACGCUGACCAAGCCGUCCAGAGACUCUCCUCUGGCCUUCACCCUCCUCGGAGGUCAAGAGAAAGGUUUCUGCAUCUUCAUUGAUGCCGUGGAGCCAGGGAGCAAGGCAGCAGAGGCCGGACUCAAGCGUGGAGAUCAGGUGACUUUCACAUGAAAAGAUAUUUGUGAAGUCCUCAAUGUGGUUUUUGUUUGAAUAUUUUCCAGUUUUAUUUAGCCCUCUGGCAUCCUCAAAAGCUUUUUAAUGUCUUUCUCUUGACAACUGUGAAGAACAAUCUCAAAGUUAUCUUUUUUUCCACUUGAAGCUCAUUUUUCUUGUGAAAUUGGUUUUAUAUUAUGACCUAACUGGCAUUAAAAGGCUUCCCUUUGAGAAGUCUUAAACUGAACUCUCUAGUAGCUGCAGGCACCCUGUAGACUUUCUCCUCGCAACUUGACAUCCCAGCCAGUUUCACACUCUGCAGGCCUCUCAGCUGUAAGCAAAGGCUCUUAAUCCUUGAAACCAUCUCACAAGUGUCUGGGUGUGUGUUAAGCCCUCUGGACACCAAACAUCCUCUGCAGCUGUUUCUUCCAAACGGAAGCUGUCUUACUUGGUAGCAUUUACCCCCUUUACACCAGUCACACUGUCCAUGUUUUACCCACUUCACCCUGUGAUUCAGGACCUUCAAACUCACAGCUUUAGUGUUAUUUUAGAUGUCACAAAAUCGUGAUGUGCUGC